ACCCCCCUAAUUCCCGGCUGCUAGCUCACCCAAGCACUCCACCUUAAUUGGACCUCGUUCGAGGGGGCGAGCGGGCGGCGCGUGAUGAGCCGGGGAGCCGCGGCGCCGCAGUGGCCGGGCGCGGUGCCGGGAGCGGCCACUGCCGCCGUUGUGACCGCCGCGCUCGCGGGCGUUUAGCGCCGGCCAGGGAGGGGGGGGGGGAUGCCGGACAUGGCAGACCGUGUCACCGACACGCGGGCGCUGCCGAGCAGCAGGGCUUCCUCCUUCAGCAUCGCCCGCCUCCUGCCGGACGCCGAGGCGAGUCGCCCGGCCAGCCGAGGAUCUCCCGACCCGGACUCACUAUCGUGCCCGACCGAGCCAGAGUCGCCCGUCAUCACCACGACGACCGCGACCAUCUUCAACAACAACAACAACAACCGCGGCAGUGUCAACAACCACGCCGCCAACACCACCGUUAGCAGCAGCAGCAGCAGCGGCGGCGGCAGCAGCGAGGAGGAGGAGAAGACGGACGACGCGGAGCCAGCGGGCUGCGCUGACGACAAAGAGAAGGGAGCGGGAAGCAAGGCAAGCGACGGCGGCGGAGAGUCAAAGGAGGACGGGGACGGCGCGAAGGGUGGUGACAAGCCACCCUUCAGCUACAACGCGCUCAUCAUGAUGGCCAUCCGCCAGAGCCCCGAGAAGCGACUCACGCUGAGCGGCAUCUACGAGUACAUCAUGCACAACUUCCCCUACUACCGGCAGAACAAGCAGGGCUGGCAGAACUCCAUCCGGCACAACCUGAGCCUCAACAAGUGCUUCGUGAAGGUGCCGCGCCACUACGAUGACCCGGGCAAGGGCAACUACUGGAUGCUCGACCCGUCCAGCGACGACGUCUUCAUCGGCGGGCGCACGGGCAAACUCCGCCGGCGCUCCGCGGCGUCUCCGCGCGGCAAGCUGCAGCUCGCCUGCCGACGCAACCCUUACCUGGCCACGGCGGGGCUGGCCCUGAGAGCCCCUCCGCGCUUCUCGGCGCACGACUUAGCGCUCAUGGACCGCGCGGGAUCGCUUUACUGGUCCGUGUCGCCGCUGCUGCCUCUGCAUUCUCAUUUCGCCGGCUCUAUGCUCGGCUACGGAGGUGCAAGUGGCGGCGGUGGUGGUGGUGCCGGUGGUGGUGGUGGUGGAUGCCCGGGAUAUCCCGCGAGUAACCACGCAGCAGGGCCGUACAGCCCGCUGCAGUUGGUGCAACCUCAGAGCUGCGCUGACGCGGCCGGCCAGCCCUUCAACUUGUCCGCGGCGAGCGCACAGGGUCUCUGCCUCGGACGUUUGGGUGGCGGCCAUCAGGAGCUCGUCGAGCACUUGGGCUUGCAGUCAUUCAUGCAGCAGCAGCAGCACCACCACGGCUCAGCUGCAGCAGCGGCGGCGGCGGCGGCGGCAGCGGCCGUUGCCGCUUGCGGCUCGACCCCGGUCGUGCCUUGCGGUGGGACGCCGGGCAGCUGCUCCCUGCACAGCACCGGGGCGAACGGGACAGCGGCUUCCCCCGGUUUCAUCCACGUGGGCCCGGGCACCGGCUACCGCCUGGCCGGGCACCUGGGGCUCGGCAGUUCGGCUCUGCAGCAAGGCUUAGCUGCCCACCACCAGCAUCACCACUCGACCGUCGCGGGGCACAGGCAGUCGCACUCGCCGUCACUCAUGGGCUUCCCUGGUGCCGGCCUGCAGUCGGCUUAUUUCGGACACUGAGGAAGAUAUCCCAGCGCGUAAGUCAGACUCUUGCGUAAAAAUCAACAGACAUCCCACGUACUGUAUUUUUUACAAAUAUGCAAAAAAAUAUAUAACAACGCAGAUUUGAAGCGCGGGUUCACUGACGCGGUCAUUGAAUGUUGCUCUUGAGUGGUCUCGGAAUAGAAGCGCCGCUCGCUUCGGGCAGUGCACGGGGGUGUGAGACAGUAACAACACAUUUGACGAGUUGUCGCGCCCUGUGCUCACUUGCGCCAGUCCUUUGCAGCAUUUAUCAGGCCAGGACUAAAACUGGUCAGGUUUUUAUAUUAUUAAUAUCAUAUGAAACAUAAGCCCUUUAUAAAUUAAUUGCUGGAUGAAGGCCUCCCUCCCUAAGGCACGGGGGCUGUUUGGCCAUACUCUACCACACUGGUCAGCACGGGUUCGUGCAGGUGGAGGAUGGGGGGUACGAACACCAGUUCUUAUAUCUCCGCUAACGUUAACCGUGAUCGGGAAUCCAAAUCAGAUCGCCCGAACUUCGAAGCCUAAUGUCCGAAUCAAUUACUGGCCUGUCGCAUCGCAACCCUCUAAGGGUUUUAAUUGUGAUUUUAAUUGUGAUAUAACCCCAUCUCCACCCCCCAUGGAUCGUCCCGAAGUCGGCGCUGCUGUUUCUCCAGACCGUUCGUAAUCAGCGACUAAUGAUCGCAUAUAAAUAUGUACCUAUGUAAUGUAUGAUGUGCUGCAGAAUAAUGCGGUUAUCGACACUGCAGACUCUACACAAAGCCACACGUUCACGAGUCGCUUGCACUCAUGCAUGGGACGUGGUGGUGGUGAUGAUGAUGAUUAUUACUGUUACAAUCGUUGUUAUCGUUGUUGUUAUUUUGUUGUUGUUGAAACUUUCAAGAGUGAUUGGCACGUUUUCUUUUUUUUUCUGCUGUCCGUCGAUUUUAUACCACCAAGUCACGGCAAGAUAUUAUGUAGCGUAAAUAAGCAUGUAUAUAUAUAUAACAACGCUAAUGUGCAAUGUUUUUUUUUGGGUUGUUGUUGCUGCAAAAUAAAUUCAUAUAUUAAACAGAAACAACAAAACACCACCAAGGCGGCUACCACGUUAUGUCGUUUCCCAUACCGAUAUGUUCGCUGAACUUAAAAUUAAUUCAUUGUUAAUGCACGGUGCGUAAAAUCAUUCUAAGUACGCAGUGGCGUAAGCAUAAUUCACACACAGUUCUUGGAAUAGCAACUUCCGUUGGUUUCCAUACGAACAGAGAGCAGUGACAUAUUUAAGUGCAGGACUUGCUAUAUCCAAUACACACAGACAUAUAUGUAAGAUGACAUGUUUUCCCUGCAGUAUUAAAAUGCCUUUCUCGGGUUAAAACAGUGUUCAACUCGCCUAUACUUCCCUGCAGGUUGCGUUCACGAGUGCGUGUGGAUUAACACGCAGGGCAUCUUUCUAAGAUGUGUUUUUAAACAAAAAUAAAGAAACAUGGAUCCAUGCACACACGUUUCAAACUCACUGAUUAUCUCGUUCUCAUGUUAUAUGUAGGCAUGUGUGUAUGUAUAUGUGUGCGCACAUGUUAAUGCGCUAAAAGUGCACGGCCCUAUUUGUCAAUUCACUGCUGGAUGAAUGUGGAGGCUUUCCACGCGCCGGGUCGGUCUUUAGGCGGGGUA
This is a messenger RNA of Petromyzon marinus (sea lamprey), 3357 nucleotides long. RefSeq lists its product as uncharacterized. Gene Ontology annotation, cellular component: nucleus. Gene Ontology annotation, biological process: regulation of transcription by RNA polymerase II. Gene Ontology annotation, molecular function: DNA-binding transcription factor activity; sequence-specific double-stranded DNA binding. The record is from RefSeq and is a predicted model, not a curated record. Lineage: Eukaryota; Metazoa; Chordata; Hyperoartia; Petromyzontiformes; Petromyzontidae.